CAACUUAGGAGUUGGAAGAGUUUCGUCUAUUCUGUUUUACCUGUGGCGAUGGGUGGAUGUUUGUUUCUUUAUGUGCUGUUGUUGGUAGGGUCUUUGCAAGUUGUUUCAGUUGGAAGCCGUCUUUUAAAGUGCAACCUGGGCUCCAAACUGUGCAAGGAUGGGUCUGAGUGUGUCUCCUACAAUCAUGUGUGUGACGGAGAGGUCGACUGUGAGGACAGUUCAGAUGAGGAGGACUGUGAAUCACAAUGCAGUGAAGAUCAGUUCCAGUGUGCCCAUGGGAAGAAGUGUAUAAACAAGGACCAGGUGUGCGACGGCAUACCCCAGUGUCAGGACCAGUCUGAUGAACUGCAGUGUGUGAAGCAAAGCGAGGACUGUGUUCAUCACUGUGAUAACAAUACCCGCUGCCUGCCUGCGAACUUCCUCUGUGACGGAGAGAGGGACUGUUUAAGUGGCACAGAUGAGGCCAACUGUGAGGGCCAAGAGGAGCAAAGUACCAGUACAACCUCUGUGCCAGUUGCCUCUGUGGACCCGUUGCCACCCAUCAAGUGUCAUUUGGGGUCCAAACCCUGCAAGGACAAUGCAGAAUGUGUCCUCUACAAACAUGUCUGUGAUGGAGAAGCUGAUUGUAGAGAUGGCUCAGACGAGGAAGAUUGUUCAUCAGCAUGUGAAACAGACCAAUUCCAGUGCGCCCAUGGGAAGAAGUGCAUAGAGCAGAGCCAGGUGUGUGAUGGUGUGCCUCAGUGUCAGGACCGCUCUGAUGAACAGGGAUGCGCCAAGCACAUGGAGGGCUGUACUCAUCAGUGUGAUGACAAGAGCCGCUGCAUUCCCAACAGCUUCCUCUGUGAUGGGGAGAGGGACUGCUUGGACGGCAGUGACGAGUUCAACUGUGCUGAUGAGGGCUGCAGUGCCUCUGAAUUUAAGUGUACUACCAGUGGCCAUUGUGUGUCGGCCACAAUGCGUUGUGAUGGUAACCCGGACUGCAAAGACCACUCGGAUGAGGAGAGCUGCACCAAAGUACCAGUCUGCACCACCAAACAUCGCUGCCCUCAGAGCAAGGAGUGUUUGGUGCAGGAGUGGAUUUGUGAUGGAGACCAGGACUGCAAGGAUGGCACUGAUGAGAAGGACUGUCCUGUGGCUUUGCUGAACUGUGGUGACUUCCAGUGGUCAUGUAACUCCAAGACCCAGUGCAUCCCUGCUGUCUGGAGGUGUGAUGGGAUGAAGGACUGCGAUGAUGGCAGUGAUGAAACUGAAUGUGGACCUGUGACUUGCCUCCCUCACCAGUUCCAGUGUGGCAGUCAGGAGUGCCUGGAUCCAGUCCUGGUGUGCAAUGGCAUCACCAACUGUGCAGAUGGUUCAGAUGAGGGAGGCAGCUGCCAGAUAACAUGUGGGGAGGGGGAUAACGGGCGCUGCUCCCAGAGCUGCUACAGCACACCACAGGGAACGCGCUGUCACUGUGCAGCAGGGUUCAGAGUGAUGGAUGAUGGGCUGUCCUGUGCUGACAUUGAUGAGUGUGAAGACCGUACACCAGGUGUGUGCAGCCAGCUGUGUAUCAACACUCCAGGCUCAUUCCAAUGUGACUGUCACCCAGGCUUCAUAAUGGAGGCAGAUCAACACCACUGCAAGAUAACAGGUGAACCCUUGCUGCUGUCCUCAGUCCAGACAGACCUCUACUUGUAUGGGUUGCGCAGUGGCAGCAUAGAUGUGUUGUCUUCCUCUGCCAAGAAGGCCAUCCUGUCUCUGGACUAUGACUGGAAGGAUCAGAAAGUCUACUGGGUCUGUCUGAACACAGACGGCAUCAGCUGGUCAUCACUGGACCAAAACACCACAGGAACUCUGAUUAGAGGUGUCCGAGCCGAUUCGGUAGCUGUGGACUGGCUUGGGAGAAACCUGUACUGGAUCAAUGGGGUGAAUAGUCAGAUUGUUGCCAUCAGACUGGCAGCAGCAUCUGUGGACUCCUCGGACCACACCAUCAUCUUAGAUGAAGACCUGGAUCAGCCCCGCUCUCUGGCCCUGCUGCCACAAAAAGGCCUGAUGUUUUGGACAGAGAUUGGUGAUUCAGCAAAGAUUGAGCGAGCUGGGAUGGAUGGGUCGGAGAGGAGGGCAGUAGUGACCUCCAGCCUUGGCUGGCCUGGGGGUGUGGCUGUGGACACCAUCUCUGACAGAGUCUAUUGGACAGAUGAAAGGCUGAAGACAAUUGGAUCUGCCACACUGGAUGGUGAUGACAUUCGGAUUUUACAGAUGAAGGAGACCACCAACCCGUUCUCUGUGGCAGUGUUCAAUGACCUACUCUACUGGUCUGAUGCAAAGAAGCGAGUGGUGCAGGCCGCUCAUAAAAUCCAUGGUAAAAACCGUCGUGUUCUCCUGAAAAGACUCAGGCAACCAUUUGCUGUAAAGAUCAUCCACCCACUGCUGCAGGUUGGCAGCGAGAACCCCUGUGAGAAGACUGAAUGUUCCUUCAUGUGUGUGUUGGCACCAGGACCCAAGGCUGUAUGCAAGUGUCCCCCCGGUCUAUUACUUGCAGAGGAUGGCCUGACUUGCUCCAGUCUGUUCAAUUCAGCUUUCCUGCUCAUGCUGUCUCCCUCCACUGUCACUCAGAUCUACUUGCAGUCCAGACACACAGCAGCAGAGCUACACGGAUGGCCUGAACACCUGGCCCUGCAGGUUCCCAGCGUCAGUGAAGCCACUAUCAUGGACUUAAGCCUCCGUGAGCACAUGCUGUUCUUAACAGAUGACGGCACAACUUCACUCAGCUCUUUCAGGCUGAAGGACUCGAUCUUGGGCGCUCAAGGCCAGCUUCUGAAACUGCUGGGUGACACCAUCACAGCCAUGGCCCUUGACUGGGUAACGCUUAACAUUUUCUGGAGUAGCAUCAAACAGCCCCGUCUGCAGGUCACCUCCAUCAAAGAUGCAUACACGGCCGUUCUCAUAAAGGAUGGGAUUGGCAGAAUGGAGUCAAUUGCCCUCCACCCUCCCAGUGGGAGAGUUUGCUUCUCAAAUCUGUAUCUACAGGAUACUGGUGCCGUGGCCACAGUGGAGUGUGCCACCAUGGAUGGUGCAGAGCGAAGAGUGGUGUGGAAGGAUGCUGUCCAACCUACAUCUUUAGUCUUCUCUAGUAAUGGGGAUACGAUCUACUGGGCUGACACGAGUUUAGGGACCAUCAGCUCUGUUCCAAUUGAUGGAUCAGGAUACAGAGAGCUGAAGGCUGGUGAUGGCCUGGCUGCUAUGGCUCUGAGUGACGACACGCUGCUCUGGAUUACUGUCGGUGACAAGACGAGGCUCUGGUACAGAGACGGUCAGCAGCAAAAGAAGUUGUGGUUUGAAGUUGGCACGGAAGCACUCAGCUUGAAGGCAUUCAGCAAGUCCAGUCAGACUGGUUCUAACCAGUGCACAGAGAGCAAUGGCAACUGUCAGCACCUGUGCCUCGCUACUCCAGCAGGUCGGACAUGCAAAUGUGCCCAUGACCACAUCCAUGUGAAUGACACCCACUGCAGCCUGGAGCAACACUGCCCAGCUGGCAGCAGGCCAUGUCUGGAUCAGCUCUCAUGUCAGCCUGUUGAGAAGUUCUGUAACGGCCAUGUCGACUGCUCUGACCACUCAGACGAGAACUGUGUCCGUCUGCACCAGUGGUCAGGACCCAAGGCUUUUGCUCCCACCCAGCCUCGCAGCUCCUCUGUUCCUUCUCCCUCCCCUCCUCCUUCUCUGUCUGAAGUCACAGGCUACAAUUCCACCCUGAAUGUCAGCAAUCUGCUCAUGAACCUUGAGGCCGAGCAGUGCAGCAAGACACGCUGCAGCGACAACGGCCACUGUGUGGAGAUCAGAGGAGUUGUUGCUUGCGCGUGUUCGCUGGGCUACAGUGGUGACUCCUGUCAGGACAAUGUGCUGAAAAACAUGCAGGGUCCUCUCAUCUACAGCGCAGCGGGUCUCAUUGCAGGCAUUGUGGUCAUCGCUGUGAUUGCCGUGGCUGUUAAGAGGAAGAAGAGUGCCAAAUUGAGGAGGACUGACACAGCAGCAGUGAAGGACACAAGCAUGACUGACCUGGAGAACAAAGCAGAGACCAUCCCCAGUACCAUGGCCGCCCCAGUGGAGACAGACAAGCCAGAGGAAGUGGUAUCUUCAGUGGACUGAGGCUGAUUUGUGUGCAUGUGACAUUUUAAAUAAAUGGUCUGCAUUUUC
Messenger RNA from Mugil cephalus (flathead mullet), 4173 nucleotides. RefSeq names its product low-density lipoprotein receptor related-protein 13 (gene lrp13a). Bases 49 to 4125 code for a protein of 1358 amino acids. Gene Ontology annotation, molecular function: calcium ion binding; protein binding. The record is from RefSeq and is a predicted model, not a curated record. The transcript has 21 exons. Lineage: Eukaryota; Metazoa; Chordata; Actinopteri; Mugiliformes; Mugilidae.